Schistosoma guineensis is the source of this 5368-nucleotide messenger RNA. The record is from the annotation of a GenBank genome assembly. Lineage: Eukaryota; Metazoa; Platyhelminthes; Trematoda; Strigeidida; Schistosomatidae.
GACUACUAAUUUGUUUUCGAAGGUCACGACUCAGGGAAUCACGUUAUGCAAAUUGACCGUACUUUUUUGGAUCUGUUCUGGGGAUUAUCAGCUAGAGAUGAAAACCAAAGGAUAGAAGCCUCCAACAAGCUGGUAGAUUUGUUAAGUAGUAAAACGGGUGAAGUAGGUUAAUCCAAACAAAUUAAAUAGACUAGGUGAAAACCACUUACUUCACGUAUACAAGACAAAGGCUCGUUAAAGGUCUAAAGUCGUUUGAUGAGUCUACGAGGUCUAGCUAUGAGCACUGUCUUAUACGUUACCUCAAAGAUUUUCCAACAGAAACCUCAACCAAAGAACUAGCGGAAUCCAUGAGUGUUCAAGUUUUUGCCUCAGAGCCGUCCACUCAAAAUGAACGUUCGUCUGUGAAAUCAGCGUACUUAGCAUGCACAAGAGUGCUUUGUGCAUCUGGCAGAAUAAAGGAGAUUGAUGAAGAGUUCGCUAAAGUAUUGCUUCAACCUAUUAUCCUGUUGACAAAAUCCAUUCAUCAUAGAGCUGCCGCAUAUUUAGCAAUUUCGGAAAUGAGUCUUCAAGCACCUAAACAUUUAAUCGCAAAAUUGAGUUGUUUUUUGAAAGAAACAUGGCAAAACCUCAUGUCUUCAAACUCGGAUAUCACCGGAGAACUCCUGCUUGUCCUUCUGUCAUUUCAGCAUCGCUUUCAGAAACGUCUUCAAAAGCUAGAUAUUCCAGCAUUCAAAUUAUCUGAGAAACAGUAUCGUAGGAAGCUCUUAUUUGGAAUUCUUCAUUCUCACGAUGCCAUUGUGAUGCGGUUAAUCGAUGAAGUUUUAAAGCGCGAUAUCCUGAGUACUGUUUGGGAUUCUGUCAAAGCUACCUUAUGUUCUAAAGCCAAUAAAGCCAAAAAUACUUUCCGAUUUCUGCAAAUUGCCGCUCACAUCAUUUGUAAUGAGGAGGAUAAGUUUGAUUUCGUCUUAUCUAGUGAGGUCUUUGAGGGUUUCAGCAAGCAGUUAUCAGAUUGCAAGUACAGUUAUUUCCCUCAAGUCUCCCAUUUACUAAGAGUGAUGAUGGACAAGAUUAUUGGUUCCACAAAUGUUGAUGAAAAUCUCCAGAAAUCUGCGGUUUCUAUGUCCCCAGACCGGCUGUUGAAAUCGAUUGCUUUAAAUUACCCACUAUUUGACUUUUUUUGCGACUCUAGCUCCCCUAAGCCAUGUCAGAUUAUUUUUGAUUCUGCACCAUCGUCACUAUCGUUAGAUACUCUUCAGUUGUACGUUAAACAGUUAACAAAUGCUUUUAUCAAUGCUGAGGUUCAAUAUUCAAACAAAAAUGUACGCAACAUACGUGGCUUAAAGAAUCCAAAUCAAAUCCAAUCAGUUGACUUAAAUUAUGAUGCUAUUCAAUGUUUCGUAAUUAAGCACUUGCAGAUAGUUGUAAACACAAUCCUAAAAUUCAGAUACACCGAAGGAACUGAAUUGCUCAGUCAGAUUCUGGAGUUCCUACUAACUAUUGGUAUGACUUAUUCAUUGAAGGUUGAUAACACCGCUUUGAAGACACCGAUCUCAACAAAUGUUGCCAAGUUUUGCUGGGGUGUUUUAUUUGGGAUAUUAGAUUGUAUGGUAUUGCAAGCAGUUACGAUCAACAAACACUCUGGUCAGGAGACUAUCAAGAACAUUACAAAUAUGGACAUAAUUAGACAUUGUGUAUCCCUACUUAAAAAUGCCGUCCCACAAUGUACUAGAGCUAUGUCCAAACAUUCUUCUAACACAGAUAUUAGUCUUUGUCUGGAUUCGUUGAAACGAUGCCUUAAGCUUCUCCAGAAAGUAGAUUCUGAGGAUCAGUUGGAUCAGUACAUACUGAUAAUGUGCGGAGCUGUUUCUGUUUUUUCUCUCUCCAUGCCGAUCGAAGACACGUUUGAAAUCUUGAACGAUUUGGUUGAAUGCAGAAAAAGGCGUCUAGAGAAUAUAUUUGAAGGUCCCCACUGGUCGGAAGUGCUUACUGAUGUGAUUCUAAGUGCCCUUUCCUUUCCUGUCCACAUGUUGCGCUCUGUCACCCGUCUAACAUUUAAGAAAAUGGUUUUGGAAAAGGCAUUUAUAAGUACGAUUAAUUCAGGUGAAGAAUAUCCUUCUUGCCUAAAACUAAUUGGUGAUAUACUUAAGACACGGUCAUCAAAACAAGCUGACCGUGCAAAGCAUGAUGAAGACGAAGAUGACGACUCAGAAAAAGAAGAUUUAGUUCAUUUUUCGUUGUUCAAUUCGACAAAAUUAAUACAGUCUAAGGAGUUGUCUAUGCAAAUUGAUGAUUUUGAGGACGAAACCGUCUCAGUUGAAGAUGAAGAAAAAGUUGCUAAUCAAGAGAGAAACUCACAAGAUACCUCAGAUGAUUCAGACUCUGAUGCACUUGAAGAAGAGAUUGAUAUUGAUGAAGAUGAACUUAAUCAAAUUAAAAAUAGUGUACGUGAUGCACUUGGUCCAGCUGCAUUAGAUAGUGAAAAUAAUGAUAACGAUUGCCGGGACUUCACAGAUGCUGAGAUGUUUGAACGUGAUGAAGCUUUGGCAGCUGCAUUUCGUAUUCAUAUGCGUAAACCUCAACGAAUAGUCGCUGAUCAAGCUCGUUCAGUUGGUGAAUUGAAAAUGAAAUGUUUCGAUUUGAUUGAAUGUAUUCUGCAGUAUAGUUCUGAACCUCAACUUGUCCUGCCUGCUCUUGAUCUUGUGCUUGAUAUUGGCAAAGGAUCCAUUGAAUAUGAAACAGCCAAAUCACGAAAUGAUUUAAGCUCAAAUAGAAAAAUCAACCAGAAACAAAAGAGAAAAACUAGUUUUAUUGCUAAAUAUGGUGACAUACCUCCACUGUCAAGUAUAAUACUUGUUGUGAGAAAAUGGCGUUUCAGGUCGCAAAAAACUCAAUCCGAGUUUAUAGAAUCUCUCAAGAACUUUGAUCAACAUGUUUACUUGAAAAAAAUUAUGCAAUCUCUUAUAGAUGCGGCCAAAACAACGGAUAGGACUCAACUGUUUACAGAAUUGUUAUCCAACAUUAUAGAAUUUAUUUAUCGAAGUAUGAAACCGUUGAAAGCAGAAUUUCCCGAUUUGGAAUCACCCUUGUCUGAUUAUUUAUUAGAACAACUUCAUGAAGUUUUAAGUAAUACUAACCAUCAAGCUACACUAUUCCUUAAUCUUCUAAGUCACUGCCAAACAUUUGCACACAAGGCCUCAAAAUUGCUUGUCGAAACUACUGUGAAAGCAUGCGAAAAAAUGAUCGAUAGUUUAGAUGAUAUUCGCGAAGUUAAAAUUAAUGGUUUCGAAAGUUGUAAUCUCGUUAAUUUGUUCCAAAUAGUUACUCAUAUGUUCAAGUCAAAUAAAAAUGAGUUAAAAGCUAAGAAAAUGUCAAGGAAACUCAGUGUCAAACUAGCUGAAGUGUUGCAAACAGCAGAGAAAGCUAGCCAAUGUUCAGUGAACAACAACGUCUGGUACAAUCGUCUCAAAUUAUCGUUAGCUUUGUUCGAACUACUUAUGUGUAUUGUAAAACUUGAUGAGAAUGCUUCGUCUACGUUUCUUCAAGAUCAUAUUGUUAAACUUCUAGAGAAAUUUCCAUCAACACAAAAACCUAUCAGAUCUGCAGCACGACGCUUUUUAAACUUGUUGAAAGAGAACAAUCGUAAAUCUGGCAUAUUUAAUGAAUCUGAAAGUCGACAAGAAAGAUUACGUCUUAAAAUGGAACGCAAGAAACAACGUCAACAAAAGCGUAAAGAAAAAGCCUUAAUGAAAAGGAAACCGGCGAAUAAAGCAACUGAACCAAAACGAAAUGAAGUCAACGCAAAAAAGAAAUCUCUUAAGAAUAACGCUAAUAAAUCUAAGUCAACGAUUAAAACAGUGCCUUCACCAAAGGACAGCCAAAAAGUGCGUGUUCUGAAACGAAAACGUCAACCAGAUAUCAAAAAUGGCAAUAAAAAGAGAAAAGUUACUGAGGAUUAAAUAUUAUGAGAUUGAGAAAAAAUUGUAAAUAUAUAUUUUUCAGUGUAUGCUUCCACAUUUUUCAUUUGAAGUAGUAUGAUCAUCAUAAACAGAUACAACAAUAGACAGGUGAAUUUGCAAAGAUUUCGUAGAAUUACCAUUAUGUAACGGUAUCGGCCGGUCGAUUACCAUUUCUAAUAGUGAAAUAUAGGUCAACCAUUCAUGUAGAGUCUAGAUUCCGACGACAUACAUACCACUAAUGGAUGUCACUAAACGAAGUCAAUCUCCAUCAAGAUUGUCAGAUGUGUACUUAGGAAUUUUGUGCUUAAAAAUUCGAACCUAUUAAGUGAGAAUAAAUUUGUAAAUGUUAUGAACUUCAGAAAACUAUGGGUAGGACAACUACGUUACUAUUAUACAUGUAUCUGACUGACGUUUAUGUUAGUUGUCUAUGCUAAAUUUGGGGUAAUAAUCCUUGCUAUCCUGUCAUGACACAAGCGGGAGAGAAAAUGUCAAUGAAAAUAAUACGCCUAUAAGGAACCUAGGGAUGCAUUGCCUGCGAGUUUUCUAUUUAAUCGAUGAGACGAUUAUUUAGUGACUUGUCUAGAAACCUUAUUAACGUCUAUGUGAAUUUUUCCUAAUGUUUGAACAGACUAAUACGCUGACUACGUAUUCCGUGAACUACUAUACAUAACUUGUUCGUUCCUGUAAAUUAUUUACUGUUAACAGACAUUAUCAUAAAUGUAUGUGUGCAUGUCUGUUCCCCUUAUCUGUAAUCUGUGCGUUGUCUAUUUGAUUCGUAUUUAAACAUUUUAAAUAGGAUCUUACUAUCUGCGUCUAUUCAACUACCAUAUUUACAUGCUUAGUCAGCCUGCUCAAAUGAAUGUUUGAAAUAUACGCGUCCUCACUACAGUUCGUGUUCCACUUAAUACUUUAUUCACCAGGCACAGAUGACUCACCUCCAUCCCUUUUUAAGGAUAGUAGCGACCUGACCAUGAGUCUGACUGAGCUGUAUGCAAAAGUUUAGAAAGCCGUCUUUCGAAACCCUGGAAUGCGUCGAUAGUCUUGACUUGUGCAACGUUUAUCGAGGAAUAAGAUUACUUCCGAUUGCAUCCAAAUUAUUGACUUCCGUCAUAUUUCAUAUAUUGUUCAAAACUUGAGAAACACUGACUCGCGAGAAGCAAGCUAGAGUUUGUUCCAGUCGAGGAUGUAUUGGUUAUAUUUCCACUAUUUGUAAAAUGUUAGAACGCCAUACUUAUCACAGGUCAACAAUCGUAGUGUUUUUUGACAUCAGGACUGUUCCCUGGGAUUGUGUAUUGAAGAAAGAUGUGCCCUAUAAAAAAACACCUUAGAGUAUGGGCAUAAUACCAACUCUCACCACUGUUUCAUUCAAGUAGUGAGGUUAGGCAUGUUUGCCCAAUCUCGCCAUUCCUCUU